GCUUGUUUGCUUUUACGCAGCGCACGUACGCGUUAGUAUUCUGCGAAAGUGUGUUUUAUUUUGAAAUAGUGAAUAAAUAUGAAUUCGUUCGACUACAGGCUAAUUAAAAGCGUUAAGCACCACAAUUGUAUAUACAAAAAAGGCCAGUCACCAAUUCUCUCGCGACCGGAAAGGGAGCAGGCUUGGAUUGCAGUGGCUAGAUUUUGCCAAAAACCAAUUAGGCAAUGCCAAAUUAGAUGGAAGACCCUACGAGAUCGGUAUGUGCGGGAAAUUAAAAGGCCCACAUCUGCCAACGGCAUUGUACACUUGUCCGAGCAACUGCACUUUCUCAGGGAUCACAUAAGGCCAAGAAGAAGAAAACAUAGAAAUAAAACCACCUACGAAACCGACGAAAGCAAUCCCGAAGACGACUCUUUAUUAAAGGGAAAACACGAGGAGUGUAAAUUGUAUACAAAAGGUACAAUUACAUCGCACGAGACCGUAGAAAACAAUUUAGAAGAAGACUCUUCACUGAGAGCAAACCUUAUUGAGCAAGUUAAACAGGAGUUGUUAAUUGAAGAUGACGAAGUCAAACAGGAGGAGUUAUUACUUGAGUGCGAAACCGAAGUGGAUUUUCUUCUAGAUAGUUCCAGCGCAGAGUUCUUAGAGCAGGAAUCAAUUGACAAUGAAAUGCCCAAAGAACGCCCCACAAAAUCCCGCAAUAAUUCCAACUCCCAGGGGGAUCUGAAUCAGGCUCAGUCCAAGUUCCUCAGGGUAAUGAAUCUUAUCGAGAAUGCUUUGAAGGAGCAGCCAGCGGAACCCCAGGAUCACUUCUAUAAAUAUCUGGAAAGUAUCUUGAGUGGCGUUGCGGAAAGCUUCCGCAGAGAUAUACAACUAAAAGUGCUUAAUCUAGUCAAUGAGGAAGUCAAGCGGGCAGGAUACACUUAAAUUUAUGCAACAAAUACUUGAUUAAUAUAGGAAUACCUACCCGUGUG
Drosophila gunungcola (fruit fly) is the source of this 974-nucleotide messenger RNA. Its product is annotated as transcription factor Adf-1. The record is from RefSeq and is a predicted model, not a curated record. Gene Ontology annotation, biological process: regulation of transcription by RNA polymerase II. Gene Ontology annotation, cellular component: transcription regulator complex; nucleus. NCBI's taxonomy places the organism in Eukaryota, Metazoa, Arthropoda, Insecta, Diptera, Drosophilidae.